AUGGAGCAAAAAUUAGAUACUCCAAUCCACUCGCUGCCCUUUUUGGAGAACUUUGUUCAGACAGCGUAUGGGCAAGCAGUUUCCCACGAUGAUGUCCUUUCUUUUCUUGAGAGUUUUAAAGGACAGUCAAUUUUUGAAGGAGUUGGUACGCAGACUGAAUUGGAGACCUACCUUAAGCAUUCAAGCGGAGGGAGCAAUGUUGAGUUAGAUCAAGUUGUCCUGGAGUAUAAGGAAGUUUUGAACAAGCAAGGAAUACCUCGAAGAGUUCCUUUAAAAUAUGGCUAUGUGAUACCAUUUCUUCCUCAAUUGGAACAACUCCUCAAUUGCAAGGAUGUGCUGGAAUGUGUUGACAAUCCUUUACCUCUUGAUGAUGAACUUUAUCGAACAGUGACUGAUGGUCUUCUUUAUAAAUAUCAUCAAGUAACAAUGGAACAUGGUCCACAAACUUUAUGCUUUAUCAUCCAUGUCGACGAUGUUGAACCAUGUCAUGCCUUGAAAUCCAAAACUGGUAAGCAUAAUGUAAGAAUGUUUUAUUGGAUUUUAGGCAAUAUUCAUCCUGAUAAAAGAUCUUCACUGAAGGCCAUUAAUCUUCUUGCAAUAGUGAAGGUAAAAGUUGUAAAAGAAUUUGGAAAUGACCACUUCCUUGAGGACUUUGUUGAGGGUAUGAAGAAAUUGGGCACAGAAGGAGUAGUCUUCAACAUACAAGGUGUUCCAAGAAGAUUUCAUGGGUUUCUGCUGUUUGCCUCUGCAGACAAUCCGGCUGCUGCCAAUCUUGGUGGUUUCAAGGAGACUAUGGCUGCUUUGAGACCAUGCCGUAUGUGCAUGGUCAAGUCUAUUGAUUUAAAUAACAGCUUUUUGGAGAAUCCUGAUCUCUUGAGGAAGUUAGAGGAACAUAAUGAACAUGUGAGGCAAGUACUUUCAUUUCAGGGUAAAAGGACAAGAAGAUCAGUACGUCAUGUGCGUGUUGUGAACAUAAAUGUUGAUGAUGAGAUUGAAGAAGCCUGUGACAUUGAUGUGGCCGAUGAAAAAUAUCUGGACCACUGGCAUCCUUCAACAAACUUUGGUGUGAAUGGCAAAAGCAUUCUCUCUGAUUGUCCAGGGUUUGAUGUGACAAAAUGCCUCGCCCAGGAUAUCAUGCAUGUGCUGGCUGAAGGUGUGGUCGAAGUGCUUUGUCGUCGUAUUUUGAAAGAUCUGUGUUUCCCUCCUCAACGUCAAGGGCGGAGAGUGACACCACUUUUAUCGCUGGACUUUGUCAACAAAUUAAUACAGAGCAAGUGUGAUUUAGGACAUUAUGAGACAAGUAGGCCUUCUGUAAUUGAAGCUUCUCAUGUGAAUGGAAAGAAACUUAGACAAAGUGCCUCUCAAAUGAUGGUUCUACUGCACUUAAUGCCGUUUAUAGUUCAUAAUAUUUGUCCUCAAGAAAAGCUUGAUCUGAUCAUUCAAUGCAUCAAGCUUGUCAAUUUGUGCAAGUCUUAUGAACAUAGUAAGAGUGAUGUCUCCACUGUGAGAAUUAUGGUGGAACAUUUUGGAAACUCUUUUGUUCAAGUUUAUCCUGAUGUGAAGAUUUUGAAGCUUCACUGCCUCGCUCAUCUGGCAAUGCAGAUCCGUCUUCUGGGCCCACUUCGACAACAAGCCUGUUACCGCUCUGAAAGCAUGCACACCAAGGUCACAUCUGUUGCACCUGUGGUCCGAUGCAAGAAAAAUAUUGCUUUCUCCUGUGCUUCAAGAUACUUGUCAGAAAGAAAUGCGGAGAUAAUGGAAGGCAAAGCAAACGGAAAUUUUCUAUAUGAAGGUGAUGUGGUUAAAGGUGCUAAAGCAAUUGUUGUGUCCAGCCUUCCCCAAAGUGAUGCCUUUUUGGAAAAGUACAGUGAACUUACAGAAAGCAGUGUACUUUUUGAAAUGAGAGAAGUUUCAAAGGCUGGAAGGAAUUGGUAUACUGGUGGAGUUGUAAUGGUGGAAAAGGCUGGUGCUGAUUCAAAAUUUGGACGAAUUCAUAAACUCUUCAUUAAUGAAGCAGGAGAGAUCAUUUUUUUGUGUAAGAGCUAUGUGACACAAUUUGUACCAGCUCUUAAGGUUACUGUAAAGUGA
This is a messenger RNA of Thrips palmi, 2088 nucleotides long. RefSeq lists its product as uncharacterized. The coding region runs from base 1 to 2088 and encodes 695 amino acids. The record is from RefSeq and is a predicted model, not a curated record. NCBI's taxonomy places the organism in Eukaryota, Metazoa, Arthropoda, Insecta, Thysanoptera, Thripidae. The transcript is spliced from 3 exons.